ACUGUGGAACGAACGACAUCGCAUGAAGAAAACAAAAAGAAAACAAACAAAUUAAAAUAAAAAAACUUUUUUCAAAAUUAAGUCGUAAUUAUUUCCGGAUCCAAUGUUCUUCGCAAGCUCAUCAACUCGUCAAAAUUAGCUGGAUUUUUUUUCUUCAUCAUCCAAGGAAGGAAAAGUCGGAAAGAAAGAGAAAAAAAGAAGAACACUUUCUGAAAUCCCGAAAGGAAUUCGCGGUCGCAGCGAUUUCUCUGAUGAAUGUGGGUCUUUGCAUGGACAAUCGAUUUUUGAGCUUCGCAAGGACUCGAAGGCAUUGUUAAAAUGUACAGGACAGUGGAUACUUCUGCGGCCACGACUACAACAACAGAGAGUGUGGAUUAUGUUGUAAAUUUGGAUCAAAUUCCACGCUGGAGUGAUGCAGAACAUAGGUCUUCAUUGGAAUUCGUAAACGAAGACCCCUCCUUUUCUAAUUCGUACUUUCCUGAUCCUCUGACUUCUCCAACUGAUGGGGAUGGUGGUAGUAAUGGAGUGGUUUCAAGGUUUCCCGUUGAUCAUGAGAUUAAUUCCAAAAUAUACCUCUGGAGGGGGAAUCCAUGGAAUCUUGAGGUAGAUGCUGUUGUGAAUUCGACGAACGAGAACUUGGAUGAAGCGCACAGUAGCCCUGGUUUGCAUGCUGCAGCAGGACCUGGUCUUUCAGAAGAAUGUGGAACACUUGGUGGUUGUCGCACAGGAAUGGCAAAAGUCACUAAUGCUUAUGACCUUCCUGCUAGGAAGGUCAUACAUACUGUUGGUCCAAAAUAUGCAGUCAAAUACCAUACUGCUGCAGAAAAUGCUCUGAGCCAUUGCUACCGUUCUUGCCUUGAACUUCUCAUUGAAAAUGGCCUUCAGAGCAUUGCUAUGGGCUGUAUAUAUACAGAGGCAAAAAACUAUCCCCGUGAACCUGCUGCACAUGUAGCAAUAAGAACUGUUCGUCGUUUUCUUGAGAAGCAGAAAGAUAAAAUUAAAGCUGUUGUAUUUUGUACAACAUCAUCAAUAGAUACAGAAAUAUACAAAAGGUUGCUUCCACUGUACUUUCCUCGUGAUAAACAUGAGGAAGAAGUUGCAUUGUCAAAGCUUCCUGCAGAUGUUGGAGAUGAGAAUGGUGAGACCAUUAUAGAUGAACGGAAAAUCAGGAUAAAACCUUUGCCCAAAAAGAAUGUUCCAAAACCUCCUCAAGUUCCUGAUGAUCCUCCUGUCAGUGAUGUACGGUUGACACGGAGGUUAGUUGAAUGACAUACAAUAUAACAAAUUUGCU
This is a messenger RNA of Momordica charantia (bitter melon), 1291 nucleotides long. The record is from RefSeq and is a predicted model, not a curated record. NCBI's taxonomy places the organism in Eukaryota, Viridiplantae, Streptophyta, Magnoliopsida, Cucurbitales, Cucurbitaceae.